Molecule: messenger RNA, 2086 nt
Organism: Mastomys coucha (southern multimammate mouse)
Lineage: Eukaryota; Metazoa; Chordata; Mammalia; Rodentia; Muridae
Product: rho GTPase-activating protein 20-like
Biological process (GO): signal transduction
Molecular function (GO): GTPase activator activity
Source: RefSeq, a predicted model, not a curated record
GCAUCCUGACUUCAGUGGUUGGUUUACCAACUGCAGUCUUCAGUUUGGUAUUUCUUGCCUAGAAAGAAAGUCAUAAUUCUCAUCCAUUGUUUCUCGAUUUCAGGCUCCACUGUAAAGGUGGAGACCUGGAAUAGGAAUAUCUUAAAUUUUCUAUAUGGAAACCCCUGAGAAGGAAGACAUGCAAGAACUACAUCGAACCUUGCUGUGCCAAGGCCCUGUGGAACUCACAAGAGGCAAGAAAAAGAAAAAAAGACAUCUAUCCUUAUGUAAUGAUGUUUUGGUUGUGUCUAGUAACCUGAAUAAAAAAAAAUUUAAGAUAAAAUGUAUCAUCCCACUGUAUUACCUGUGGGCCGUAGAUGAUGUGGACCUAGUAGAGAACAACAAAGCCUAUAUUUACAAGACUCUUUACCUCUUUUGGCCCACCGGAAAUAUUGUGGCCACCUUUCGUUCGAAAGAACAAAAAGAACGAUGGUAUUACUAUCUCACAAGAGUCAUUGAUGAAGCCAAGAAGGAUAUCAAGAAGAAAUUCUCACUGCCGAUAUUCACUGAUGACAUCCCAAGCUGUGACAGUCCUUUAUAUGUAACAACAACAAGCACCGAGACUGUGAAUGAUACUAUCAACAAGUUACUACCAAUGAUAAGAAUGCCUAACAGUGAAGAUUACCAACUGUGGUUCUGUCUGGGCCAUGAGGAAGCUCCAAGAGCACUCCAAGGCUAUGAGUAUCUACACGACAUUAUAAUGACUAACCUUCAAAAUACAUUCAGUAGAACAAACUCAAGAACUUUCACAGCUUUUCCAGCUUUACCUGGGCUGUUUGUGAAAGACCUAAAUUCGGAUGCACAGGGGCAAUUCAUUUUAAAGCCCCGAGACUCAGCUAGGAGCCAGCAACAAAAAACUAAGAAUGGCAAGAGCUUCACUUUGACAUUUGAAAACAAUAGAAAACUGAUUGAUGUGAACAAAAGUGAGAGUGGCUAUGAAAAUGGAUUUGACAGCCGUAUAAAUUACACUAUUCCAGGUAAUGAUCUUUUCUCUUCCUUAAAUGUAAAGGAAAGACCUUGUAAAAAACAUAGACCAUUCUUUACAUCCUGUUUACACAAGGGCUCUGGGCCCCACCACGAGGAAGUGUUCAGUGGCCCGACUCUAAAUAGAGGAAAACUAUUUGGCCAAGAGUUGACAAUCUGUCAAAAUGGGAAGUGGCCCAUGGAAAUUCUGGACAUUCUGUCUCUAAUAAAAGAGAAAGGCCCAACAACAGAGGGGGUAUUUAUGACACCUCCGAAUGGAAGAGCAUGGAUAUCAUUGAAAAAACAACUUGAUUCUGGGCUAGAGGUGGACCUAAAAAAGUACUCUGUGCAUGAAGUGGUUUGGAUUUUCAAGGAAUUUCUUGGAUCUAUUAAAGGAAGUCUGAUGACUUAUAAAUUAUAUGACCGGUGGCUUGCUAUAUCCCAAAUGGUCGAUGACAAAGAAAAACUAGCAGCAGUGCAGAGUCAUUUAGAAAUACUCCCGGAACCCAAUGCUGCUCUUCUGGGACAACUUUUUAAGAUCUUGCACAAAAUUGUGAGCAAUUCUUCUGUUAACAAAAUGCCACCUCACAUCUUAUCUGCUAGGAUAGCGCCAUAUAUCUUAUGCCUUCCUAGCUACCACAAUGAUGUGCUGGCAAAUGAUAUUUUCAAAAAGUUUUCUUUGGUAACAUUCAUGAUUGAAAACUCUCCAAAAAUUUUUGUUAAAUAUUUCGUUUUAAUUUGGUACGAAACAUCACUGUCUCAUCCACAAGAAGCAAAGGCCUCAUGUUCUCAGAAUACUCCAUCUAACACCGAGAACAUAAAGGAAACAGAACAUGGACUCAGCAGCUGCCCCAGUGGGAGGACAUGCACCCCUGGCCAUUAUGCUCUACCUAUAGGCACAGCUGAUCCUCUUCUCUGUAAGGGCAUUACAGGUGUGUAUAGAUGUUCUACUACCAUUACUUACAAGUUAGGAUCAUUUAACAAAUGAUAGCAAUAAAGAAUUUACUAAUCAAUGUGAAAGAAAAUUUCACUUGUGUGUUAUAGAUAAUUUCCUAUUAUAAGAAAUUGCCUCCAAAUUUUGAUA